Molecule: messenger RNA, 2052 nt
Organism: Zingiber officinale
Lineage: Eukaryota; Viridiplantae; Streptophyta; Magnoliopsida; Zingiberales; Zingiberaceae
Product: BURP domain-containing protein 12-like
Exons: 1
Coding region: 68-1981 (637 amino acids)
Source: RefSeq, a predicted model, not a curated record
AAUUCGCAAUCCAACGAGGUGGGAUUAUUGCUUUCUACAAUCUUCCUCACACCUCCUCUCCUCUCCCAUGGCGGCCUCUCUUCCCCUUCGUUGCCCCGCUCGGCCUUUCCUCUUCACUCUCCUGCUGAUUGUUAUCUUAAAGUUCCCGGAGUACUCAGUUUCUGGUCAUGUGGCGCCGCCUGCUCCUUCAAUGUCAUCAUCUGAUGAAUCCUCCAAUCCGUUCUCUGCCAGGGCCUCCCUCAUCCGUUAUUGGAACCGCCGGAUUCCGAACAACCGCCCCCUCCCCAACUUCCUUCUUUCGAAGCUCUCCCCCCUUUCUGCCCUCGACUCCGCCACUUUCUCCAACCUCUUGGCCACCUCCAACUUCGCUGCCCUAUCCUCCCGCCUCCCCCAACUCUGCUCCACCGCCCACCUCCUCUGCUCCCCUUCCCUCACAGUCUUGAACGGAACCGGUGCUCCCUCCGAUUUCUCCAACUACGAAUCGUCUAACUACACCAACUACGGCACUGACGCUACCGCCGGCUUCGAUUCCUUCAAGAACUACUCUCUGUCUCUCAAUACGCCCUUCAGCACCUUCCGCCGCUACAGCAGAGACUCCGUCGACCACAAUGACUCCUUCAAGGCUUACUCCACCGGCGGAAACAUUGUCACUGCCGACUUCACCAGCUACGCCACUGCCGCCACUGGUGGCAGCGGGGAGUUCGCCUCCUACGGCGUCGAUUCGAACGGGCCUUAUCUCAAGUUUACCAACUACGAAGCCAGCGCCAACGGCCGAGUCCAGUCGUUUGGGACGUAUUCCGAGGGUUCGAACGCCGGUGACGAGUCCUUCGCCGGAUAUGGAAAAGGCGGCAAUGGCGUCGUCUCUGAAUUCAAUGGAUAUGCGACGGAAACCAACGUCCUGGGCUCCACAUUCACCGGUUACGGCAUGGAGGCCAACACCGCCAACGAUAGCUUCGUUAACUAUGGGGUCGAUGGCAACGUCCCGGUGAACACUUUCCGCUCCUACGGCGACAACGGCAACUCUGCUUCGGAGAGUUUCGCGAGCUACCGCAACGACGCCAACGUCGGCUCAGACACCUUCACAUCCUACGCCAAGAAAGGCAACACAGCCACCGCGGGCUUCGAUUUAUACGGCCACUCCAACUCCGGCAGCGAUACCUUCAAGGGGUACGGGGAGGGGUCCGACACCAACGAGAUCAAUUUCAGAAGCUACGAGGGCGACAACCCCACGUUCAACGUCUACUCCAAGACCGGCAUCGACUUCAAAGACUAUCGCAACCACUCGGCUGGCCAAUUUCCGGCAGCAGUGGUGCGGCAUUGGCAGGUCGAACCCGGUAAGUUCUUCCGGGAGCGCGACCUGCGGAGCGGCAAUGUGAUGCCGAUGCCGGACAUCCGAGACCGGCUGCCGGCGAGGUCGUUCCUGCCUCGUUCGAUCGCGGAGCGGAUCCCGUUUUCCGCCGCCGAUGUUAGGCGUGUCUUCGGCAUCGCGGAGGAUACCGCGCUGGGGAAGGCCGUGACCGACACGUUAGCGGACUGCGAGAGGAGGCCGAGCCGCGGGGAGACGAAGCAGUGCGCGAAGUCGGCUGAGGACAUGAUCGACUUCGUGGUGGAGGUGCUGGGUAGCAACGCGGUGGCGCGGAGCACCGAGAGCACGGCGGGGUCGAACGGGAGCAUCCUCAUCGGGAGAGUGAAGGGGGUGAACGGCGGUAAUGUGACCAAGUCGGUGUCGUGCCACCAGAGCCUGUUCCCGUAUCUGGUCUAUUACUGCCAUUCGGUGCCGCGUGUGCGAGUCUACGUGGCGGAGAUCCUAGGCGUCGAAUCCAAGCACACGAUCAACCGUGGGGUCGCCAUCUGUCACCUUGACACGUCGGAUUGGAGUGCGACCCACGGGGCCUUCCUGGCGCUGGGGUCCUCCCCCGGAAAGAUCGAGGUAUGCCAUUGGAUCUUCGAAGGAGACAUGACGUGGACGGUUGCUGAUUGAGGGAUAUUGAGCAAUGCUUGUCUUCGACAAAUUAUCCAUUUGAAAUAAAAGUUGUCAUCCUUCCACCUCUA